AUGGCGGAGAGGCAGGAGAUCGUCUCCGGCGGCGUUGUAGCGGCGCCGAUGUGCGCCAACAGCUGCGGGUUCUUCGGGAGCGCGGCGACCAACAACUUCUGCUCCAAGUGCUACAAGGAGCACCUGAUCAAGACCAUCGAAGCCGACGCCGCCGCUCUUGUUGACGAGAAGAAGACCAAGUCCACCACCAAGCAGGCUGCUGCUCACGAGCCCGAUCAGCUGGCUGAUGGUCAUCAAGAUCCUGACGCCACCACUGCCGUUGCCGCUGCAGUGGCCACGGCCACGCCAGUUGCUCAAGCACCGAUAGGGAAGAAGAAGAACAGUGGCCGCCCCUUGGAGACGCAGAAGCAGGAAGCGUCGUCCGGGUCCGCCGUCGUGGCCUCAUCGAGUGCGCGAACGCGUGCGGUUACUUCGCACGCGGACACCAACAACCUGUGCACCCUCUGCUAUAGGGACUUCCUCAAAACCGUUCACUCCGCCCCGGCCCCGGCGCCAUCGGCGGACAAGGUCGUCCUCGCUGCUGCCGAGCAGCCGGCGGCGGACCAGAUCUCUGCUGCAACUUCUAGUUCCAAAUCUUGCACCAUGCAGUGGAGGCGCCACGCCGGAUGA
This is a messenger RNA of Miscanthus lutarioriparius, 609 nucleotides long. The record is from the annotation of a GenBank genome assembly. Lineage: Eukaryota; Viridiplantae; Streptophyta; Magnoliopsida; Poales; Poaceae.